Molecule: messenger RNA, 648 nt
Organism: Myxocyprinus asiaticus (Chinese sucker)
Lineage: Eukaryota; Metazoa; Chordata; Actinopteri; Cypriniformes; Catostomidae
Product: FXYD domain-containing ion transport regulator 6-like
Exons: 9
Coding region: 172-456 (94 amino acids)
Biological process (GO): regulation of sodium ion transmembrane transporter activity
Cellular component (GO): membrane
Molecular function (GO): sodium channel regulator activity
Source: RefSeq, a predicted model, not a curated record
UCAACUCAUAGAAACAGCAUGUGAAUGCUCCAUCAAAAUGAAAUCAACCUUAUUUUUCUGUUGUUCUAAUAUUGCCUGAACAUUGUACAAAAUGGAGCAUUUGUUGCUGGAAAGUUGAGUCAAACUGCCAGGAAUGUCUACGGUAGUUCAUGAGAUUCCUUAAAUGACAAGAUGGAACUUUCUGUCGCUGCUGUGCUUUUGUCCUGCUUAGCACCAGCUCUGGGAUCAGCUUUUGGCAGGGAAAUGCCAGCUUCCACAAUGGAUGAAAUUCAUGAGUAUGACAAGCCAUUUCAUUAUGAUUAUGAAUCUCUGAGAAUUGGUGGUAUGAUCUUCGCUGUCAUACUAUUCUUAAUGGGGAUAUUUCUCAUUAUCGGCCGGAAAUGUCAGUGCAGAGGGAAUAAGUCAAAGCCAGUGGGACUUGACCCAGAGGCAGCCAGAGGAAGCAUGGCAUCCUAAGGAGAAAUAAAGUGGAGUGUCAAACAUUUUGGAGACUGCUAGCCAUUUGGAAGAAGAAAAGGCCAACUGAGGAUUUAGUCCUUGUGUUCCACAUAAUUUGUCUUAAUUUUUAUUUAUUUAUUAUAUAUUGUUGUUUCUUGGAUACAUAAGUGUAUGCACUCCUUUAAAAAAUAAAUAAACUAUUGAUUCUCA